CCCGCGCUGCAGUUUCCUCUGUCAUUUAUUGUCAUCCAAAACCCUUCCCCUCCAAACAACAUCCUCAAUCCCGAAAAUUGAAUCCCAAAUCCAAAAACCCAGUUGGAAAAAAUGUCCGAAAACGCUCCUUCAGAUUCGGAUACCCAAGAAACCGACUCAAGCCCGAGUAGUUCAGAAGAGCUGGAAUCCCCAAAGAAUGGAGGGACCCAGAAGAAGAUGACGGAGUACGAGAAGCAGAGGGCGAAGAGGAUCGAAGAGAACAGGGCGAGAAUGGAGGCACUGGGGCUGCGUAAGAUGGCGUGUUCGGUAAUGGGUUCGGGUCAAAUUGCGAAGGAGAAGAAGAGGGAAGCGAAGGGGAAGCGGAAGGGGAAGAUGGGUGAGGAAGAUGAUGAGGAGUAUAGGCCUGAGGAGGAGGGUGAUGAAGAGGGGUUGAGUUCUUCGAGUGGAGAGGAUGAUGAGGGUGAAGGGACUUCUGGAGGUCAAAGGAGCAAGGCAAAGAAGAAACAUUCGACAUCCAAGAAAUUCUUUGACCAGAAUCUCACGAGUAACUCAGACUUUGUUGAUGACGAUGAGGCUCUAUUUCAAGCAAUUGCUCUCUCUCUUAAAGAUUCUACAGAAUGUUCUAAUGUGCGACCCAAUGAGCAUUCUCAAAGCUCUAAUGCACAUUUGUCUGAUAACAUGAUAAACGCAAGAAAGGAAAAUGCCCACAUUCGGGAGGAUACAGGAAAGAGGAAGAGGAAAAAACCGGUAACUAGUCGAGUGAAAAUGACGGAGGAUGAGUUUCUUAUACACUUCUUUCAGUUUGAUGAAGCGGGGAAAGGGGGAAUAACUCUUAGAGACUUGCAAAGAGUAGCAGCUGCUCAUGAUUUUACAUGGACAGACAAGGAGAUGGCUGAUAUGAUCUAUUGCUUUGAUAGUGAUGGGGAUGGAAAGCUAAGCCUUGAUGAUUUUCGGAAGAUUGCUGGUCAAUGCAACAUGAUACAAGUUUCUGCACUUCUGUGACGGGUUCAAAGGCGUGAUGAACCAAUUGUUUAUCUUUUUUUUAUUGAUAUGCAGGAUCUCGAGCUGUUUUCUUUUGUUAUGCGCAUGAACUCCAUUGUCAACCCGAGUUGUAACAAAAGAAGUUGGUCGUUGGCUCUGUAAUUAAGCUAAUCAUCAGAUUAAAAAACUGUACUUUUUUUCGGAUU
This is a messenger RNA of Rhododendron vialii, 1187 nucleotides long. RefSeq lists its product as uncharacterized. Lineage: Eukaryota; Viridiplantae; Streptophyta; Magnoliopsida; Ericales; Ericaceae. The transcript has 6 exons. The record is from RefSeq and is a predicted model, not a curated record. The coding region runs from base 112 to 1002 and encodes 296 amino acids. Gene Ontology annotation, molecular function: calcium ion binding.